Molecule: messenger RNA, 2031 nt
Organism: Knipowitschia caucasica
Lineage: Eukaryota; Metazoa; Chordata; Actinopteri; Gobiiformes; Gobiidae
Source: the annotation of a GenBank genome assembly
AUGGCUGAGGUGGUGGUGUCGGAUUUGGAUUCAUACGUUCACGUCGAGCUCGAUAUGGAAAACAACAACUGCGAAACCAGCCCCAACAACAACGAGGCCUCAGUGACCCAAGCUCUGUUUGAGGAUGCAGAGGAGGACGAGGGCAGUGAAAGCAGCGCAGAUGACAGUGGCACGGACCCCUUUGGCACGGAGCAGUCGGGCACACAGCUGCAGAGAUGUGAACCCAAAUCACACUCCUGUCUCCCAGACACUUUUCAAACCAGCCACCUGCUCUUCUAUGAGAGAUUCAAGGCCUACCAAGACUAUGUGCUGGGUGACUGUAAGCCGUCUGAGGUGGAAAGCUUCACAGCUGAUUAUCUGGAGAAGGUGGUGGAGCCGUGUGGCUGGCAGGCCCUUUGGUGCACAAACGUCUUUGAUGUUUUGGUAGAGGUCUGUGAUGUGGACUUUAAGGAGCUGAAGGCCGUGGUGCGCCUGGUGUUGCCCAUGCAGUGUGAGCCUAAAGGCUGUGAUCUGAACGAGGACAACAUGAAGUCAGUGCUGGAGGCCACUCGGCACCAUGUUCCUCUGAAGGAGCUGCAUGCCGUCUACGAUGAGUCCGGAGAGUUUGAUCAGACCGCGCUGGCUAUCGAGCAUCUGAGAUUUUUCUACAACCACAUCUGGAGGCAGUGGGACGAUGAGGAUGAAGAUGAUGACUUUGAUUACUUUGUCCGAUGUGUAGAGCCCCGCCUCAGACUCUACUACGACAUCCUGGAGGACCGGGUGCCAUCGGGUUUGGUCGUGGAGUACCAGACGUUAUUGAACAACUGUUCCAAAGUUUUCCAACGCUUCUCCGUCCUGCGCAUGAGCGGCGACUCGGACUCUGAACUGGACAACGUGUCGAUGGUGGAGGGCUUUAAACUCUGCGACCAGCUGGAAACCUACAAACGCAAGCUCCAGAUCAUCGAAAAUCCCUUAUUGAGGUAUGUUCUCGGGUACAAAGGUAACGCCAGGCAGCAGUGCGUGGAGAGCCGAGGCCUCAGAGACUCUGGCCUGAAGGUGGUCCACAUCGUCACCUCCUCGUGCUCCACUGUCCAGCUCCAGUCCCUCCUCAAUGACAGACUGUUGCCCAUGUAUUCUAAUGAGGACACAGAGAUCAAGUUUUAUAGCGACCCAGUGUCUGCUGUGGACUCCUGUCAUGAGGGCGAUGUGGUCAUAGUUCUCCCAGGCGUCUACAACGUCACCAGCUCCAUAAACCUUCCAGAUUCCAUCACAAUGGAAGGCUUUGGUCUGCCAGAUGAGGUUGUGAUUGAGAAGAAAGGCAAAGGAGACUCGUUUAUUGAAUCCACUGGAGCAAACGUCAAAAUAUCCAACAUCAAGUUUAUCCAGCAUGAUGCUAUCGAGGGCAUUCUGUGUGUGCGUCAGGGGAAACUCUCCAUGGAGAACUGCGUGUUACAGUGUGAGACCACCGGUGUCAUCAUCAGGACAUCCGCUCAUCUGACCAUGAAUAUCUGUGAUCUUUAUGGAUCCAAGGGAGCUGGUAUUGAGAUCUACCCUGGGAGCGUGUGCAGUCUGAUUGGAAAUGGCAUUCACCACUGCAAAGAUGGCAUUCUCAUCAAGGACUUCACUGGUGAGCAUGAUGUCCUGCCAUCCAUCACAAUGGAAAACAAUGUCAUCCAUAACAAUGAAGGCUAUGGAGUGAUUGUGGUGAAGCCCAGCGCUGGGGACGACCAGGUCGUUCCUCUUGACAAGAUUGAAGAAAACUGCAUCAAGUUAGUAGACAAAGCAGCAGGACCAGUCCCUGAGCCUCAGAUCUCCACCACGUAUGCGUCUCCCUCAGAGCAGCCCACCGGAGAGGGCAGCCAUGGCCAUGACGGCGACCUGCUCGCUGCCUCCGCCCGGAAGUGGCAGUGGUGUCGCCAGCUGAGCCGCAGUAAAGAGGCCACGUGCAGCCGGCCGGUCCAGGACCUGCUGGAGCACCGCAUCUUUGUGUCCAUCGGGGGAAACCAGUUUAGGCGCAAUGGGAUGGGAGACUUUGGCACCUUCAUCUGCUGA